AUGCCGAGCGCCACCGCGUCCGGGCCCAACCCGGAAAAACAACAACAAGUGCAACUCAAGUCCCAGCAGUCUCGCCCCCGCCGCCCGUCCACAGCCUCAACCCUCCUCAGCACCGCCCAAGCCCUGGAAAACAAACUGGAGCACGCCCUGCUCGUGCUCUGGGACGACCUGCCGCACUGGCGCCGCGACAACCCGUCCAUCCUCUCGGGCUACCGGGCCACGUCCAACUCGAUCCGCGGGUCCCUCGCCAGCCUCUGGUACUUGCACAACGAGUCGGUCAACAUCUGGACGCACCUGCUCGGCGCCGUCGCCUUCGCCGUGGGCGGGGUCUACCUGUACGCGCUCGUCGCGCCGCGGUACGAGUCGGCCAGCGCGGCCGACGUGCUGGCCUUUGGCUGUUUCUUCGGCGGCGCCUUCUGCUGUCUGGGCAUGAGCGCCACCUUCCACACGCUGUGCAACCACAGCGAGAAGGUGGCCACGUGGGGGAACAAGCUGGACUACACGGGGAUUGUGUUCCUGAUCGUCGGCAGCUUCGUGCCCGCGCUGUGGUAUGGCUUCUACUGCUGGGAGGUGUUGCUGACCGUUUAUCUUGGGGCGAUUGCGCUCCUGGGUUCGGGAUGCAUAGUGGUGUCGUGGUUUGACCACUUCCGCACCCCUGCAUGGAGGCCGUACAGGACCUUGAUGUUCGUUGCGUUGGGCUUGUCCAGCGUCGUUCCCAUCCUCCAUGCCCUCACAUUCACCGGAUACCGGCAGCUGAAUGAGAGGAUGGCGCUCAACUGGGUGAUCCUCCAGGGUGCGCUGUACAUUUUCGGCGCCUUUUUGUAUGCGGUCCGAUGGCCAGAACGCAAAUACCCAGGCGCGUUCGAUAUCUGGGGCAGCUCGCAUCAGAUAUUCCAUGUCUUCGUCCUGCUUGCUGCAGCAACCCACUUCUAUGGCAUGACCAGAGCCUUUGAUUUUCACCACAGCGUUCUCGGGGCACAGUGUUGA
Molecule: messenger RNA, 987 nt
Organism: Chaetomium strumarium
Lineage: Eukaryota; Fungi; Ascomycota; Sordariomycetes; Sordariales; Chaetomiaceae
Product: hemolysin-III related-domain-containing protein
Exons: 4
Coding region: 1-987 (328 amino acids)
Biological process (GO): intracellular zinc ion homeostasis
Cellular component (GO): membrane
Molecular function (GO): signaling receptor activity
Source: RefSeq, a predicted model, not a curated record